Messenger RNA from Schistosoma guineensis, 2036 nucleotides. The record is from the annotation of a GenBank genome assembly. NCBI's taxonomy places the organism in Eukaryota, Metazoa, Platyhelminthes, Trematoda, Strigeidida, Schistosomatidae.
CAUCUAGCAUGCUAAAACGUGGAGAUGAUGAUAUGUGUGUUUUGCUUCUCAAAAUAUUCGCGAUAUCACUCUCUUCAGCGUGUUACCCUGCUGCCUGGAAAACUACACAUACCAUUCCCAAAAUUAAAAAAAGGACCUGAAGCAAACGUUGAAAAUUACCGGCUUAUAAACAUAACUUCAGUGGUAUCCAGAGUGAUGGAAAAAGUAGUUAAGGCGGCUGUAGUCCAACAUCUACUAACUAAUAAUCUCAUCUCGACCUCCCAGCAUGGAUUUCUUAGGUCCAGAUCAUGCGAUACAUGCCCAGUAGACUACCUGAAUGAUAUAACUCUGAAACGAGACAGCGGACUCCUUGUAUCAGUCCUAUUCCUAGACUUUAAGAAAGCCUUUGAUAAGGUCCCACACAAAAGGCUACUCGUCAAACUAAAGUCCUUCGGAAUACACAACCCACUGUACUCAUGGUUUGCUUCGUUCUUAACAGAACGUAAACAGAUGGUAAAGUGCAAUGACUGUCUCUCGUCCCUUAGACCAAUCACCAGUGGAGUCAUCCAGGGAAGCGAAUUAGGUCCACUUUUGUUUCUUAUGUAUAUAAACGAUAUAUGUAACACCAUAGAAUUUGGGAAACCAUACUCAUAUGCUGAUGAUCUCAAAAUAGUAUACAGCUAUAAGCCUGAGACACUAAGCGAAAGUGUAUCCCAGAUCGAAAAGGACCUCAAUAACUUAGCUACCUGGAGUGAAAAAUGUCACUUACCAUUUAACCUCAACAAAUGCGGGAUCAUGCACUUUGGAAAGCAUCCCUAUAAACCGCAACUUCACUUAAAUGAAUGUAGAGUCCAAACACUCGAAUCAGUACACGAUUUAGGAAUUAAUUACACAGGAAGCCUGAACUUUGAAGAAAAUGCCUCCCCUAUUAUUUCUAAAUCUAGACGGCCAAUUAGUUUUAUAAUAAAAAAAUUUUUCACAACAGAGGGUAAACUUACUCUCUACAAAAUUUAUGUACGACCCUCCUUUGAAUACUGCUGUUUUGUCUUCUCUAAUAUGAAUAUCACAGACGAGAUAAGAGUAGAUGUUCAAAGACGUUUCACACGUCAACUACUAGGAUGUAACUCGAAUCUCGAUUACACAGAUAGAUGUAAGCAUCUAUCUUUAGAACCUUUAUGGCACCGUAUGCUAAAGAACAAUUUAAUAUUUCUCUACAAAGCGAUAUAUGGGCUCUCCUUUCUAACCUCCUGCCCGACUAUGACCCACGACCCAGCCUAUAGACUUAGAAACAACGCAUAUAUAUUACUUACCGUAAAACACCGAAAACAAAUGCGUUGUAAGUUUUUACAGUACGGUAUAGUUUAUUGUGUAACAGGCUGCCAAUGCCUAUCCGUAACUGUGAUACGCUUGCCAGAUUCAAAAAGCUAAUAACCCCAUUUCUAAACUCCAAAGAGCUCCAACAUUUCCUUGAACUCCCGCCCACCAAUGAGGCACUUUAUUACGAACCGCCUAGUAUCCAGAAAGAACAAGAUUAUAACAAGUUCGACUGUUACUAAUACGAAUAUAACCAAAUCACAGAAUAUAUGGCUUAUCCUUUCCUAUUAUUUAUUGUUUAUUAAUCGCCUCCAUUUGUCAGUUGUAUGUCCACUCACACCUUGUUACCACUUAUUUUGUUUAACCUAGUAAAAUGCCCCUUCUUAACAAAUACCUUAAUAAAAGAAAAUUAGACUGGGUAAUCAUACCUUAAACAUUCCUUCGUGAAUAUUGGCUACUCUGCCUCUCGUCCUUUCUUUUACUUGCUCCCUCUUUCAGCCCCAUUGUGAUAUGGAACGAAAGAUUUCAUCCUGCACCAUCCUCAAAGCCUUAGACAUUCCAAAGGGACAUAAGGUUGCGACAUUUAGAAGCUCCCACCUUCAAUGGACCUAUCAUUGACCAUCAGUUGCACAUUCGCAACGUUCAUGAAGCGCGCCAACUGCGAUACUGACUAAAACCAUCUACAUUCAUAUCUUAUAAAUUAUCAACCCAGCUAUGUAAUUUACUACAGUGGAUAUUGUAUC